UCCGCGCGCGUCCGUCGUACGCCGCGCUCCGUGUCCCGACCGCAUCCGGUCGAUCCUUUCGCGCGAACCGUCGAGAGGAACACGCGUCGCCGCGCACACGCGACGCGCUCGGUGAUCGUCGUCGCCGCGUAGGUUCGGAGCUGACCGAGAGGUUCUUCGCGCGCGGUUCAAGAUGCCGAAGAACAAAGGGAAGGGCGGGAAGAACCGCCGCAGGGGAAAGAACGAGGGCGACGAGAAGCGCGAGCUCGUGUUCAAGGAGGACGGGCAGGAGUACGCGCAAGUCCUCAGAAUGCUCGGCAACGGGCGCUUAGAGGCGCAGUGCAUCGACGGCGUGAAGCGCCUGUGUCACAUCCGCGGGAAGAUGAGGAAAAAGGUGUGGGUGUGCACCGGGGACAUCAUCUUGCUCGGCCUGCGCGACUUCCAGGACGAGAAAGCGGACGUGAUCCUCAAGUACCUCGCGGACGAGGCGCGUUCGCUGAAAGCGUACGGCGAGCUCCCGGACAGCAUCCGCGUGAACGAGACGGACACGUUCGAGGAGGAGAGGGACGAGAACGACGACUUUUUCGACUUCGACGACGUCGACCAGAUCUAAUGAAGACGCCUUUGAUCUCAUCUCGCGGGCGGGCGGACGCGGGGCGAUACAUCGCGGGGGUGGGUCCCGCGCGAGCCCGCGUCGGCUCGUCGGCGGCGACGAGUGGCGUCGCUCUCGCGCUCGGCGGUCGCGGGCCGGUCGAGAAGGGGUCGGCAGACCCGAACGGCGCUCGCGGACGACGCCGGUUUGCAUUGAAAUCAGAAUCGACGGUUCUUCCAUCCGUUCAAACGGAUCAGAUUCU
This is a messenger RNA of Micromonas pusilla CCMP1545, 833 nucleotides long. RefSeq lists its product as uncharacterized. The record is from RefSeq and is a predicted model, not a curated record. Lineage: Eukaryota; Viridiplantae; Chlorophyta; Mamiellophyceae; Mamiellales; Mamiellaceae. Gene Ontology annotation, molecular function: RNA binding; translation initiation factor activity. Gene Ontology annotation, cellular component: cytoplasm. The coding region runs from base 173 to 592 and encodes 139 amino acids. Gene Ontology annotation, biological process: translational initiation. The transcript has a single exon.